GGCAUCAUAUGUGCGCAUGCGCUAUGCCCUCCCAGUCUACACUACUCAAGCAGAGACGUUUCCUUCCGCCGCCAUCCUCCAUCCCAGAGCAGACAGCAACACAACCCUGCGCUUCAACAUGAGCUUCACAGUGGAACAGAGGGGAAACCUAAACGCCCUGAACUACUGUCUGUUCUUCAAAAAUGCUGCGGGAAAGUACAUCUCACCAUUCCAUGACAUACCAAUGUAUGCUGAUGAGAGCCAGAACAUCUUCCACGUGGUUAUUGAAGUACCAAGGUGGACAAAUGCAAAGAUGGAGAUAACUACAAAAGACGCCUUGAACCCAGUAAAGCAAGAUGUGAAGAAGGGCAAGCUGCGAUAUGUUGCCAAUGUUUUCCCACAUAAGGGCUACAUAUGGAACUAUGGAGCCAUUCCUCAGACAUGGGAAGAUCCCUCACACAAAGAUGCAAACACUGGCUUCUACGGCGAUAACGACCCCAUCGAUGUCUGCGAGAUCGGCACUAAGGUGUGUUCCUGCGGGGAGGUAAUCAAAGUGAAGGUGCUCGGGAUCCUGGCCAUGAUUGAUGAGGGUGAGACUGAUUGGAAAGUGAUUGUAAUCAAUGUAGAGGACCCCGAAGCCAAUGACUUGAACAACAUCAGUGAUGUCCGGCGCCUGAAACCUGGUUACCUGGAGGCAACGGUCGACUGGUUCAGGAUGUACAAAGUUCCAGAUGGGAAACCAGAGAACCAGUUUGCUUUCAACGACGAGUUCAAAGACAAGGACUUUGCCAUUGAGAUAAUCAAGAGCACACACACGUUCUGGAAAGACCUCAUUUCCCAAAAGGUCAAUGCUGGGGAACUGAACUGCAAAAACACAUGCAUCUCGGCCAGUGACAGCCCUUACUACUGUUCAGCGGAUGAGGCUAAAGCUGUUGUUGCUAAAACAAGUCCUCCUGGAAAGGAAGAAGCUAUCCCCUCAUCAGUGGAUAAAUGGUUCUACUUUGAGAGGAAGUAAACCAGCAGCUGUUUGGAUCGAAGCAGAAUGAAAGGCUCAUUGCUCAGAAUACUUGAAGAUGGUCUUAUCAAUAUUAACCAAUGGGAUGCUUUGGGAUGCUUUGGGAUGGGACACGGUCGGGUCUGGGCUGGCUGUUUCCCUGUAGAUAGAGGGAUAGUGGUUAGAUAAUGUAGAGAAAGAGGAAUUAUGUCUUGACCAACACAUGUUCAAUUAUUUAACAAAUAUCUAUUUGGACAUGUGCAACAAAGUACAGGUUCUAUGCCUGUAGAUAAUUGUGCCAUCAUGUAUGAGACUCUGAACUGCAUUAAUAAAGAUUCUCUUUAAAUUGUCA
Messenger RNA from Cottoperca gobio, 1325 nucleotides. RefSeq names its product inorganic pyrophosphatase 1b (gene ppa1b). NCBI's taxonomy places the organism in Eukaryota, Metazoa, Chordata, Actinopteri, Perciformes, Bovichtidae. The record is from RefSeq and is a predicted model, not a curated record. Gene Ontology annotation, cellular component: cytoplasm. The transcript is spliced from 11 exons. Gene Ontology annotation, biological process: phosphate-containing compound metabolic process. Gene Ontology annotation, molecular function: inorganic diphosphate phosphatase activity; magnesium ion binding. Bases 17 to 994 code for a protein of 325 amino acids.